Staurois parvus is the source of this 345-nucleotide messenger RNA. NCBI's taxonomy places the organism in Eukaryota, Metazoa, Chordata, Amphibia, Anura, Ranidae. The record is from the annotation of a GenBank genome assembly.
CAGGAACGUAGGUGCAGCAGCAGGCAGGUAUGGCGGCAAUCAGGAUGCAGACUGGUACUGGACACAGGAGCGUGGAUGCGACAGCAGGCAGGUAUGGCGGUGACCAGGAUGCAGGCCAGGUGCAGGACUGUGGGUGCAGCAGCAGGUAAGUAUGGCAGCAAUCAGGAUACAAGCCAGAUGCAACAGAGUCAGACAAGCUGGGUCAGGAUCAAACGAGCAAAUCAAGUACAAGGGAGCAGGCAAGCGGAUAGUCAGGGGCAGCCGGGGUCAGUGCAGGCGGAGUUCUCUUUUAGUCAGGAUCAGAUCAGAUACAGGCAACAGAAUCAGGUUAUGGAGUGCAGGAUG